This is a messenger RNA of Ricinus communis (castor bean), 2879 nucleotides long. RefSeq names its product pentatricopeptide repeat-containing protein At2g37230. Bases 242 to 2509 code for a protein of 755 amino acids. The transcript has a single exon. NCBI's taxonomy places the organism in Eukaryota, Viridiplantae, Streptophyta, Magnoliopsida, Malpighiales, Euphorbiaceae. Gene Ontology annotation, molecular function: protein binding. The record is from RefSeq and is a predicted model, not a curated record.
CCAGCUCACUGCUUCUUCUGUGUUGUACUCUCACUAGAGUACAACCCACAGAACCCUUGAACUACGACAAUCAAAACCCUCAAUUCAAACCAAAAAAAGAAUCCCAAAACCCUAGCUCUGUACUAAGUUUGUUCUAUUUUCACUUUCAUGUAUGCUAAUGUAUGCUGAUGUAGAUCAAAACUAAAAAGAAGCAAAACAAAAACCAUAUAUCUAAGACCUUCUAAUUUCCUAAAAGAAAAAAAUGGCAUAUUUAUCCCUCUCUAAGCCCUACAAAUCUCGUGUUUAUCACACUAUCCCCAGACUGUCACUCCAUUUCUGCACUUUAACUCAAGAUCCAAUCCCCUCUGUAACCCAAAUCUCCAAUCCCCAAUCUGAGACAUUAAAUGAUGCAGCAGCAGCAGCAGCAGCAGCAGCAACUCAAGAGAAUCAAACCCAAACUUACCAGCGAAUCCCUCGAGGUAAGCGCCCAGACCCAGAAAAAGUAGAAGAUACAAUCUCUAGAAUGAUGGCUAACCGACCCUGGACGACCCGUUUACAGAACUCAAUUAGGAAUUUAGUUCCUCAUUUUGAUCAUUCUCUAGUUUAUAAUGUUCUGCACGCUGCUCGUAACUCCGAGCACGCGCUACAGUUCUUCAGGUGGGUCGAGCGAGCCGGGUUGUUUAAAAACGACCGCGAUACCCAUAUGAAGAUCAUUGAGAUUCUUGGUCGAGCUUCAAAACUUAAUCAUGCUCGUUGUAUUCUUUUGGAUAUGCCUAAAAAGGGUGUUGAAUGGGAUGAGUAUAUGUUUGUUGUGUUAAUUGAGAGUUAUGGUAAGGCUGGGAUAGUUCAAGAGGCUGUUAAGAUUUUUAAUAAAAUGAAUGAAUUGGGUGUUGAGAGGAGUAUUAAGAGUUAUGAUGCUUUGUUCAAGGUGAUUUUGAGAAGAGGUCGGUAUAUGAUGGCUAAAAGGGUUUUCAACAAGAUGUUGAAUGAUGGGAUUCAGCCAACUAGACAUACUUAUAAUAUUAUGCUUUGGGGAUUUUUCUUGUCGCUGAGGUUAGAGACUGCGAUGAGGUUUUAUGACGAUAUGAAGAAUAGAGGGAUAUCACCUGAUGUGGUUACUUAUAAUACUAUGAUUAAUGGGUUUUAUAGGUUUAAGAAGAUGGAGGAGGCAGAGAAGUUGUUUGUGGAGAUGAAGGGGAAGAAUAUAGCGCCUACAGUUAUAAGUUAUACCACUAUGAUUAAAGGUUAUGUUGCAGUUGAUAGAGUGGAUGAUGGGUUGAGGUUGCUUGAGGAGAUGAAAUCAUUUAAUAUCAAACCUAAUGUUCAUACUUAUUCGACUUUGUUGCCGGGGCUUUGCGAUGCUGGGAAAAUGACUGAGGCUAAGGAUAUUUUGAUAGAGAUGGUGGCAAGACAUCUUGCUCCAAAGGAUAAUUCAAUUUUUUUGAGGUUGUUAUCUUGUCAGUGCAAGGCUGGGGAUUUGAGAGCUGCUGAGGAUGUGCUAAAUACAAUGAUGCGACUGCACAUACCAACAGAGGCUGGACAUUAUGGUGUCUUGAUAGCGAAUUUCUGCAAGGCUGAGGAGUAUGAUCGGGCAGUGAAGUAUUUGGACAAGCUUAUUGAGAAAGAAAUUAUUUUGAGGCCACAGAGUACGUUGGAAAUAGAAUCCAAUGCUUAUAACCCAAUGAUUCAGUAUUUAUGCAGUCAUGGGCAAACAGGAAAAGCAGAAAUCUUUUUCCGGCAGUUGAUGAAAAAGGGUGUUCAGGAUCCACUUGCCUUUAAUAAUUUGAUCUGUGGGCAUGCCAAAGAAGGUUAUCCUGAUUCUGCCUUUGAAAUUGUCAAAAUUAUGGGUAAAAGAGGGGUUCCUCGAGAUGCAGAUGCUUACAGGUUAAUCAUUGAGAGCUACUUGAGGAAAGGUGAGCCAGCUGAUGCCAAAACAGCUUUGGAUGGUAUGCUUGAAGAUGGGCAUGUUCCAGAUCCAUCUGUGUUCAGGUCAGUGAUGGAGAGUCUGUUUGAAGAUGGAAGAGUUCAGACUGCUAGCCGUGUUAUGAAGAGUAUGGUCGAAAAGGGGGUGAAGGAAAAUAUGGACUUGGUAGGUAAGAUUUUGGAAGCUCUCCUCAUGAGAGGUCAUGUUGAGGAAGCCCUUGGACGAAUUGAGCUGCUAAUGCAGAGUGGUUUUCAUGUCAAUUUUGAUGAUCUUCUGUCUGUUCUUAGUGAGAAAGGGAAGACAAUAGCUGCUCUUAAGUUGCUAGAUUUUGCUUUGGAAAGAGACUUUAACUUGGACUUUAAAAGCUAUGAUAAAGUGCUGGAUGCUCUCUUAGCUGCAGGGAAGACUCUCAAUGCAUAUUCAAUACUGUGUAAAAUCAUGCAGAAAGGAGGGGUCUCAGAUUGGAGUAGCAGCAAGGAUUUGAUUAAGAGCCUUAAUCAGGAGGGAAACACGAAGCAGGCUGAUAUCCUGUCAAGAAUGAUAAAGGGAGGGGAAAAAUCUCAUGAAAACAAGAAAGGAAAGAAACAAGCUUCUUUUGCAGCCUAACGGCGAUGCUUCAAUAUUUUUUCUUUCCUUUUUUUGGUUUAGAGGUCAGAAUAUGGUUGAAUGGUCAGUGGAGAUCGAUAACUAGUUUCAAAUUUCAGCAAAAUAAAUGUUAAGGAAAUCAAUUUAACAUGUUUUGCUUAAUCAUAUUUGACACUGUUAUCCUGUUAAAAAUAUUCAUUGUUCUCGAUUUGAUUAUUGUUGGAGACUGAAAGAAUUACAUUGCGAACUUGAGAAUAUGGUUCUGAUGUCCAAGGAUUGAAGAGGAUGGAUGGCUUCCGAUAGCUCCUUUUCCUAUUCUUUUCUUUGUGCCAUUCUUAUUCACAGACGCUGUAUGGGAAAUUUUGAAUAAAUUCUUUAUACUCUUAAUUUA